Molecule: messenger RNA, 2635 nt
Organism: Athene cunicularia (burrowing owl)
Lineage: Eukaryota; Metazoa; Chordata; Aves; Strigiformes; Strigidae
Gene: LACC1
Product: laccase domain containing 1
Exons: 6
Coding region: 544-1851 (435 amino acids)
Molecular function (GO): copper ion binding
Source: RefSeq, a predicted model, not a curated record
GACUUCUUGUAACCUCUCUGAGUCCUUCUGAAUAUACUUUUCCUUGACUGACUGCAAAAUUCUUCACUGGAAUGUACGGCUCAGAAAAGGAAACUCACUCUGCACAAGUUUUCCUUAAACUUAUUAGUGGUUUUGUUCUGUUUUGCUAUGCUGUACAUUUCUUAAUCUGUUUGAUAGUGUGCAAAGUUGAUGCACUAGAGCACAUACAUGAUUACAGCAGUGAGUUACAUGGCAGGGUUAAUGCUGCUUCCGGGUUUAAGGCUACCCAGGCACUUAAUCAUGUUGGUAACUUUCAGAACAGUUUGUUAUUUCCUGUGGAUACUGACAGCAACAAAGCAGGGUCUCAUCAUAAAGAAGAAAUACAGGUUCCCACUCCUAUCUUACCUAGAAUAGGAAUUUCCAUCUUGUACAAAUCAGCUGCAAGACUGACAGUGAGGAGUGAGAUAUAUAAAGCUGGCAAUGUGUGUUUGUAUCAGCUGAUACCUUUCAGGACUUAAAAAGGAUUGUCUACCCGUUUGUAGGAAUCUUUAAAUAACCUGGAAUAUGGUGGAAGCAGUACUGAUAGAUCUGUUCAGCCUACCAGCCAACUUGCAGAACAACAUCCCAGGAUUACUAUUGAACACUCUGGAAACUAUUGAGAAAUGCUCUUCCAUCCCUGCUCCAUUUGUUUAUGUCAUGUGUUGCCAGAGGCAGGAGAAUGGUGAACAAGAGUCCUUGCUUCCAGCUCUGAGAAAUUUGCAGAGUCUGAAGAAAAGACUGCAGGUGGUACAUGCUCUGACUACAGCUGCUGCUUUGUACACCAUCAAACAAAGACUGGAUGAAAAAGACCUAAGCAUCAUUAAAGUUAUUCUCCCUACCUUAAGAAAAGACUUAGUGAAAGUAUAUAUAGAUCAUCUCUUUACAGCAGUCUACCAGUUUGAAUUUGAGGAUUUACAGGUGGCAUCUGAUUGUAAAAACCUACAGAUAGCUGAACCUCGGAGUGAAGAGCAAAUGGUUCCUACACAAGACGUGGCAGUCAUCCUAAGUGAGAUUCAGAUGUACUUGGAAAGCUUGCCAAGCCUGAACGGGGAGCUCACCAUCCUCAGAUCUUCCCUGAUCCCAGAUGAUAUCUUCCUACAUGGCUUCACCACAAGGACAGGUGGCAUCUCCUACAUACCAACUCUAAGCUCCUGCAAUCUCUUCAGCAGUUCCAAGCGGAGGGACCCACAAGUUGUUGUUAAAGAAAAUCUCCGCCGGAUAGCUAAGGCUGCAGGAUUUAACCCAGAGACUUUUCACAGAGUUAAGACUGAUCACGCUAAUGCUGUGUGUAUUACGGGAAAGACAGAGCCUGACAGCUAUGAUGGAAUAGUUACGAAUCAGAAAGGUGUUACAAUAGCAGCUCCGGGUGCUGAUUGCAUACCCGUGCUGUUUGCUGAUCCUGUCAGAAAAGCCUGCGGUGCUGCUCAUUCUGGAUGGAAAGGCACGUUGUUAGGAGUGUCUAUGGCCACUGUAAAUGCAAUGGUAUCUGAAUAUGGAUGUAAUGUGAAAGAUAUCCUUGUGGUGCUGGGCCCAUCUGUAGGUCCUUGCUGCUAUAAACUUCCUCAUGAAUCAGCAAAAGAAUUUCACCAAAUUGAUCCAAAGUGUGUGAGACUAUUUGACUCUGCAUGUCCUUAUAUUGAUAUCAGAAGAGCAACACGGAUUCUUCUUGAGAAUGGUGGGAUUCUUCCUGAGAACAUCCGAGAUGAUUCUGUCACAGAUCAGAACCAAAAUGUCACUUUCUGUACUGCAUGCCAUCCUGAUAAGUUUUACUCUCACUUUCGUGAUGGCAAUAACUUCGGGACACAGAUUGGCUUCAUAUCAAUCAGAGACUGAUAGUAUCUCUUACUCUUGAAUAGUAUUUUAUUCAGUAAGUGUGGAGCAUUGUAUGACAUUCUGAUCUCCUUGUAGAAGUUCUUCCUCCUUUCUUUCACAGACUUAAAGAAUUCACAGGUAUUGAGAAUCUCCUGCUUCUUCCCUGCCAUUCUGAGGCAAGAAUAAAUGUCUAGGGUGUAGGGCAAAUAAUUCUUCUGUAAGAGAGAGUGCAAAGGAAACAAGGACAACCCACACCAGUGACAAAGCCCUUCUGCAAGACCACAUGCAAGCUCCCAUUUUUUGGACCCUUCUUGACUAACUAUUUCCCAGAAACCUCAUUGUUUUAAGGUGGUGAAAGCACAGAAGAACAGUCUUCAUUAGCUUCUGAGUGAGACUUAUAAAUGAAGUCAAGUAUGACGUUACUGAUAUCGAAAGAGAAGUCUGUAUUGCACAUUGACUGUUUGAGAACACUGCACUUCUUGUUAGUUUCAGCCUUAUGGAAUUACGUGCCUGGUAUUGUUCUUCUCUGGAUGAAAGAAGAGCUCCAAAACGCACACAGGACUUCUAUGGAAAAUAACUUGAAAGUGUGAAGCAAACAAGCUCAUUUGAGGCAAACACUGAAUAUCUAUGAAACCUCACCAUUCUGUAUUUUUUGACUGUAGAAAAAGUAGGACUAAGACUCUUAAUAUGAUAUGACAUGUAUGUUCAUGUUUCCUUAGGAUUUUUUUUCGUUAAACUGUUGGUGCUCUGGUACUGUCCAUCAAGUUGGUCUCCACAGUGCCCAGUUAUUAAAUAAAUAUCUAAA